AUGGUUGAACAAAGUUCUUAUCAAGAUCUGUUCAAUCCUGGAGACAUCAUCUCCUGUGCUUUCAAAGGACACGAAGCUUAUCGCUCAGCUUCUGUGUACAUUCCAGAGGUUCCCUCUGUGUCAGUGAGUCCCUCUGCUGAGAUAGUGGAGGGCAGUUCAGUCACUCUGACCUGUAGCAGUGAUGCUAACCCAGCAGUUAAAUAUACCUGGUACAAGGAACAACAGCCGAUCAGUCAAGAAAAGCAAAUCACCUUCAGGUCCAUCCAGUCUUCUGACUCUGGAGAUUAUUACUGUACCGCUGAGAAUGAGGUGGGCCGAAGGUCAUCUGAAGUCAUCUCUAUCAAAGUGAAAUAUGAUCCAAAGCUUCCCGCUGUGUCAGUGAGUCCCUCUGCUGAGAUAACGGAGGGUAAUUCAGUGACUCCGUCUGGUGAGAUUGGUGACGACAGUCCAGUGACUCUGACCCGUAGCACAGUCAGUUUUUCUCCUGACAUUAGGAACAAUCAAGACUCAUGGAAAAAAACAGCUGCAGUUGCAUCAAUUACUGUUCUAUUUCUGGCUAUCAUAAUCAUCUCUGGAAUCAUAUUCAUUAGAUUAAGAGAUCAACAGCCUGCAGAGUAUUCAUCAGCACUGUACGGCACAGUCAGGAAAAAGUAGAGUAUGAACAUGAAUGUGUGUCCUCAGUGUACAUAUUUAAUGCUUUUAGGAAGAUACUGCUGUGUAUGGCUGUGUUUGCAUUUUGAUAAAGAAUGAUGCAACAGAUGAAUCAAAAUGUGUCCUUGGACAGUGGACUUCCUGUCCCUGUCUACACGUGUAACUAGUUUCUUGAAGACCUGAACAAGAGGAACAUUACAGAAUUUAUUGAGGCAAUCUUGGAAAAGCAAAAUGUGUUUGCACCACAAGUGCACUCUGAUCAGAGUUCUGAUGGCAACAGCUGCCAGACAGGAUUAAAUAAAAAAAAUCAGUCU
Molecule: messenger RNA, 965 nt
Organism: Pelmatolapia mariae (spotted tilapia)
Lineage: Eukaryota; Metazoa; Chordata; Actinopteri; Cichliformes; Cichlidae
Product: B-cell receptor CD22-like
Exons: 5
Coding region: 1-654 (217 amino acids)
Source: RefSeq, a predicted model, not a curated record